Messenger RNA from Verticillium dahliae VdLs.17, 237 nucleotides. RefSeq lists its product as uncharacterized. The transcript is spliced from 2 exons. The record is from RefSeq and is a predicted model, not a curated record. Bases 1 to 237 code for a protein of 78 amino acids. NCBI's taxonomy places the organism in Eukaryota, Fungi, Ascomycota, Sordariomycetes, Glomerellales, Plectosphaerellaceae.
AUGUCCAGUAAGAAGAAAUACAAGAUCUAUAUCGCUGUCCACAAAGGAGACCCCAUAGAUUUCUCGAAGUAUAGGCACACCGGACUCUGGUGCAUGCCUGAGGACCGUUAUUCGCACUAUUAUUUCUAUGUUAAAGGCCUAACGGGGGACUUCACGUUUGAACGGCAGGAAUACGACAAGGGGGUGAAUGGGAUGAUUGACGCAACAAUGGAGGCCGAGGAUGAACACCUAGGGUAG